AUGAUCUCAGCAAAGGAAAGGAAUUACACAGAACUCCCUGGGCAUCUCUCAGCGCCCCCACACCCGCAAACCCCUCCAGGGACCGCAACUGCGACUUCAACGUCGCCCUCGGUGCCUCCGGAGCCGCCAAACCGCUCCGCGCAUGCCCAAACCGCUCCCGCGGACCCCCACCCCUCUCCCGCCGCACUCGGGAAGCGCCUUCCCCCUCCCCCGCCUCGCAUUGGCCGCAGCGCCCGCCCGUCCACACCCUCAACCAAUCAGCGCCCGAGCUCGGAGCGCUGGGGGAAACCAAACGAGAGCGCGGGCGAUGGAGAGGAGGCUCAGCCUGGAGCAGCGAACGGAGCGUCUGGUGCAAAGGAGGCCCUGCUCAGGCCCCGCCCCCGCGGGCCGGAAGGGGCAAAGCCUCUGCUCGCCUCCGCCGCCUGCAGCUCCACCCUCGAUGACCCCCUCGUCCAAUGGCGCUUGAGGCGGUGCAGAGGGGAGGAGCCAGCGCUGCACACGCCCCUGAGGGGCAGGGCCCUGCUGGACUCUGCUGCUCCCCGGGAUGCCCUGCGGGAGCCACCGAGGAGGUCAAGUGAUUCCCCCGGGACCCUGCAGGGGGCAGGGCCCUGGCAGUCACAUGACCCACCAGAGGCCCCAUGGCCAAUCGGCAGACACUUCUGCAACCACCAGGGGGCGUCUUCACCGCAGGCCGUCUCCCCAGAACCCUUGUGGCAUCAUCCACGUUGGAGGCCACAUGACUCCCACAAGACCCUCUGGCCAAUGAGGAGCAGCUCUCUGGAUACCCUGAAGGCGGCACUUUACUCACAGGCCAUCGAGACCCUCCUGGAACGCCCACCUGGGCACCCCCAACCCAUGUUUACUCACUUCCUGGACUACAACUCCCGAAAGACCGCGGGGCCCCGUAGGACGCUGAUAGAGCCGGGACUGCCGUUCCCGUCAUGCCGCGCGGCCCGUGAGCGGCCGUCAGAGCCGGGACUGUGCCCCAAGUACCGUCCCAGCUGCUUCCCAAGCGCUUCCCUGAACCGUAAGUGCCCCCCGAAGCCCCUGCUCUCUAACUGCCUCCCCGCCCCCUGA
This is a messenger RNA of Serinus canaria (Common canary), 1077 nucleotides long. RefSeq names its product translation initiation factor IF-2-like. Bases 1 to 1077 code for a protein of 358 amino acids. The record is from RefSeq and is a predicted model, not a curated record. Lineage: Eukaryota; Metazoa; Chordata; Aves; Passeriformes; Fringillidae. The transcript is spliced from 7 exons.